GUUGUAUUUCUAAAACGCGAACAAAGCGUUGGUCUCCGCCCCCACUUCCGGUCCAGUUGUCAGUCCACAGUCCUUCAUGGAGCUCGGAGAUCUGCUGCGAUUCACACACUGCGGGAAGACUGUGUUCACACUGGCAGACGCAGCGGGUCUGUGGUGCCCUGUGUGUGGACAGAAAGUACGGUUCGCCCUGUCUGAUGCCCCGGUCCGAAUCCGAAGUCCAAUUAGAGACGGGCACCACGCGAGCUGCUGCUUCCUUGUGACGUCACAGGGAGGUACAGCCAGCCUCAGGCGGGAGGCUGACGUUGCGUGACGGCAGCUGCACUGUAAGCCGGCACUCCGGCGAUUAAGAAGCGAAGCUGCGGCCAUGGAGCGCAGCGUCAUCCGUCUGAGCCACUGCCACAAGGACAUCUUCUGCUUCUCACUACCGGAGGAGUGUCCUGCCUGUGGGGAACGACUGAAGGGAGGCAGGCUUCAGGAGGCGCCAGUCAGCCUGCCCUCCCCGCUGGCUGACGGACACAAGAGCUCCUGCUGCCUCCUCAUCACACCCACUGAUGACAACAUGCGCAGAGACUUUGAAGGAACAUCAGAUCUGCACACUGGCAUCUCCAGCACUUCAGGAGUUGUGUACAACUACACUGAGAGAGGAGUAAGCAGAGAUGUGAGUGGCUGGCAACACUGCGUCAGCAUCCCUCUGGUCAGACCUGACAGGUUCCACCUCCUGGCUCAAUGGGAUCAGUACCUGGACCGCUUCUCAGACGUACCCUUGUGGGACCCUACCUGGCACAGCUUCGACGAAGACAACCACAACUGCUUCAGUUUUUGUCUCCAGUUCAUCAACAGCGUGUUGUCGGUGGAGGGACGACCUCCUCUGACCAGAGAAACGUUCACCCGCACUUUCAUCCUGCCGAGAAUGGCGAGGGUCUCCAAGUACAUGAUGCUGUGCAGACAUAUCGAGAAAGAAUACUUCUAUGUGGUGGACAGACAGGCCGAGGGCCAAGACGAAGCCUGAGUAGGAUGCUAAUGUACAAGACUUAUAUAAUUUUUUUCAGUUUCAACUUUUUA
This is a messenger RNA of Entelurus aequoreus (snake pipefish), 1062 nucleotides long. RefSeq names its product MKRN2 opposite strand protein-like. Bases 365 to 1009 code for a protein of 214 amino acids. The record is from RefSeq and is a predicted model, not a curated record. The transcript has 5 exons. NCBI's taxonomy places the organism in Eukaryota, Metazoa, Chordata, Actinopteri, Syngnathiformes, Syngnathidae.